Messenger RNA from Onychomys torridus (southern grasshopper mouse), 3402 nucleotides. It is a transcript of the gene Ca8, whose product is annotated as carbonic anhydrase 8. Gene Ontology annotation, molecular function: carbonate dehydratase activity; zinc ion binding. The transcript has 9 exons. Bases 169 to 1041 code for a protein of 290 amino acids. Lineage: Eukaryota; Metazoa; Chordata; Mammalia; Rodentia; Cricetidae. The record is from RefSeq and is a predicted model, not a curated record.
GUUCCUGUGUCGGGGGUGUGAGUCGGGGGCGGGUCCUCGGGCCGCACACGCCCCCACCGGCCUUAAAAACGCUCGCCCGCGCGGGACCCGCCGCCGCUGGCACUGGGGGGACUGCUAGGCUCCGCGCGGCCCCCAGUCCCCUGCCGCGACCGCGCCGCACAGUUGCCCAUGGCUGACCUGAGCUUCAUCGAGGAUGCAGUCGCCUUCCCCGAGAAGGAGGAAGACGAGGAGGAGGAGGAGGAGGGCGUGGAGUGGGGUUACGAGGAAGGUGUUGAGUGGGGCUUGGUCUUUCCUGAUGCUAACGGAGAGUACCAGUCUCCUAUCAACCUAAACUCCAGAGAAGCCAGGUACGACCCCUCGCUGCUGGAUGUCCGCCUGUCCCCAAAUUACGUGGUCUGCCGGGACUGUGAAGUCACCAACGAUGGACACACCAUUCAAGUUAUUCUGAAGUCAAAAUCAGUUCUGUCAGGAGGACCAUUGCCUCAGGGACAUGAGUUCGAACUCUACGAAGUUAGAUUUCACUGGGGAAGAGAAAACCAGCGUGGCUCUGAGCACACAGUUAAUUUCAAAGCUUUUCCCAUGGAGCUCCACCUGAUCCACUGGAACUCCACACUGUUUGGCAGCAUCGACGAGGCAGUUGGGAAGCCCCAUGGCAUUGCCAUCAUUGCGCUGUUCGUUCAGAUAGGGAAGGAGCAUGUUGGCUUGAAGGCAGUGACUGAAAUACUCCAGGAUAUCCAGUAUAAGGGAAAAUCCAAAACAAUACCCUGCUUUAAUCCUAACACUUUAUUACCAGACCCUCUUCUGCGGGAUUACUGGGUCUACGAAGGCUCUCUUACUAUCCCACCUUGCAGCGAAGGAGUUACCUGGAUAUUAUUCCGAUACCCUUUAACUAUAUCCCAGCUGCAGAUAGAAGAAUUCCGAAGGCUGAGAACACACGUUAAGGGGGCAGAACUUGUAGAAGGCUGUGAUGGGAUUUUGGGAGACAAUUUCCGACCUACCCAGCCCCUGAGUGACAGAGUCAUUCGAGCCGCAUUUCAGUAGCCAGAAAGACUGUGAUCAACCCAUCUGCAUCAGGGAGGAAGACAGUGGUCCCAUGGAAUCCUUGGAUGAGGAGUGGAACCUCCUGAGUGGCAGCUUCACUUUAACCCUCAAGCCUGCAUUGUCUUCAGCUUUCCCAGCUUGAUGGAUAUCUGUGACCAUUGUCUGCACACAUGCUGUUCUGAAAUAUUAGAAGUGGCUGUUAAAAGAAAUUCAGUGUGUGUGCACAUACCACAGCUGCUGAUAUUCAGACUUCUGCACAUACUGCUUAUUGAUUAUGUGUAGAAAGAAUGAAAGUAGUUUUUAGACCUGUUAAUAUAACUGUAUCAUAUAUCAGUAUGAGACAAAAGAAAGCCUCCACAUUUCUGGAGCCAAGUUGUUCAUUUCCUGUCUGUAUUAGAAAAUAUGCUCAUCCCCAGCCUAGUGUAAUUCUUGAUAAUAAAAUAAGAGUUUUGAUUCACAACAGCCUAGAACUUCAAAAUACAACAUGAAAGAGUCAUAAAAAUUAUUGUGUGUGUUUUUUUUAAUUAUCAUACCAAAUUUAAUAUUAAGCUGGAUUGUUAUAGUAAACAAUUUUGGAAUUAAUGCAAAAAUACUUUAUAUAUUAUUUUUUAAAGAAUUUAACUAAUAUAGUUAGAGCAUAUCUGAAACUAUGGCUUCUACGAAGUUAAGAAUAGCAUAAGAAAUAAAUAGGAAGAAAGAUGGGCACAGCGAUAACUUUGUUUUUCAUAAUAGAAAUAGAAUUCAGUAGUAUACUAGAUUAAUUUAGUAUUGGACACUCUGUAAGUCUUCAAAUACUCUAUAGAUUGCACUUCUGUGCUGAGGUAAGAUAGGGUUGACCAUACCCUUGUGUUAAGAGUGACUCUCCAUUUAGCAUGUCUUUAGUCACGGUUCAGUGUGACAGAAUGGUGUAAAGCAGUAGAGAUACUGGCAGAGAGCAAGAACUUAAAUAAAUGGUUUUUGGUGGCUGUAACUGAUGGAAAAAAACCAAAUCAAUUUGGAGGGAUUUUGUGGUAGGUAGAGUAACCACCUGUUCAGAGAUUUUAGAUCUGUUGGGUAGAGGCUGCAUUAAUGGAAACAAUACAAAUAAAAAAGUCACAAGAGACCUCCAGAAAACAGAAGCAAAGAAGGUUCAAUGUAGAGUCCUGGACAGGAAGGAAGACUAGAGCUGUGGUCCUGGGGAAAGUGAGAGACAAGAAGGAUCAGCAGACCCAGAAUACAACAGAGCAGCCACAUGCAGGCCUCCAAUGGCACAGACAGGGCCUGGAUACUUCCUUUUUGCAGCUUUUAGUAUCUGCUAAAAAGAAAAGGGCAAAGUAUAGGUUAAAUCAAAAUACAAACAAACAACAAAACCACCCUAAAAACAAUCUAAAUCCAGGGUAGCACUAUGAGAUGUGAUCAGCCAUAGCUGCAGGAAUGUCGUAGUUUAUAGUUACUGGACCAGCUCUAAAUACUUUCAUGCUUAGCAUGCUUAGAACUUCUCUGGUAGACCAGUGACUGGAGCACAAGCAGGCACAGGCCUCUGUGUCUGCACUCCUGCAGACUUGGACUUGAGUUCUUGGUUUUCAUGUGUCCAACUUCCUUCAGUAUCUAACCAUCUGACCCUGAAACAUGUAAAGUGGAAAACGUAACAACAAAAACUAAUAUAAUUGACCUCCACAUCUAACACUCACAUGUUUAUCCUCUGGUCUAAGAUGAAAAUUUCAUAAAGCAACUAAAAUUAUUUUCUGAGUGUUUUUGUAAAUGGCUAUUUAAGAUUAGUAUCCAUGGUGAACCUUCGUAGUCUUUAUAUUCUUUUUUAUAUCUUUUAUUUAUUUAUUUUGGGAGAAGUUCUCACUGUCUAGCCUUGACUGUCAUGGGUAUCUCUGUGUCAGUCAGACUGGCCCCACUCUCCCAGAGGUCCACCAGACUCUGCUGGCAUUAAAGGUGUGUGCCACUAAGCCCAACCAAUAUUUUCAUGUAUGAUGAACCCCUUCAAGUACUAAUUGCCACUAAUUCACAAUAGAAACACUAGUGUGUUUGUAUGAAUGGAUUUGAAAGUCUAAUUUGUUCAUUGGUAAAACUGUAAAUAAAUAUUCUCAAAUCUGUAUUACUCUGAUGGUGAGUGGGAGAGAAGAUCAAAAGUUAUACAAUGGGACCUGAAGUUAGAGGAGCCUUCUGGAGCACAAGUGAAGGAGGGCCUUAACUAGGAGUGUGCGGUGAAUCUCCCAAAUCCUGAGAUCCAGAGUGAAGGCCUGAAGAACCUUCCACAAAGCUUUCACAUGAACCUAAGGGUGUGUGAGGGGACAUUGAUCUCAGAAGGCUUCUCAGCCAAGGUAAUUUCAGUCUUCUACUUGGAAAAAAAUGCAUGUGUUUGUGUGUGUG